UUGAAUCAAAACUAAAAACUUUCAAUUCCGCUCAGUCUUCAAUCUUCAGGAGUUACUAGUCUUCGUCCUAUUAUAACUGAACUGAGGUUGUUAUUUUGUUAUUUAGUGUUAGUAAUUAAAGUAUGUUUAUUCUUUUUAUAAAGAAAAUAAGUUCCUAGUGGCAAGAGUUAGUUACCUUAAUAUUUUAGAACGAUCGUGGCUGCUAUUUUGGAAUACAAAAAGCUGUUUCACUAUAAAUUUUGUUUUGACAUAGAAACAUAGUAUAAAUUUUAAAACUAUGCUGAACGGAACAAACGCAGUUCUCCUUCAGACAAUUUUAUAUCUGGCAAAUACAAACACACCUAAUGAUACAAAAUGGAAUUAUCCAAGUUCAGAAAUUGAAUCAAACACACUGUAUAAAGUAAACAGUGGUGAAGAAGGUGAUGAACGGUGCUAUGAUGGUUUGGGGUGCUACUCGAUAAACUAUCCAUGGACAGAUGUGUCUAGACCUGUCUCCAAUUUCCCUCAAAGUCCAGAGAAGGUAGCUCCCAACUAUUGUCUUUUUACACGGAAAAAUCCACUCCAGUGCCAACACUUGUCAUAUUCCAUUCCAAGUACUAUCUACAAGUCGUACCUCAUACCCACUCAGAGGGUUUAUUUCAUUUCUCAUGGAUUCUUAGAGGGUGGUGACCGUCCUUGGAUUAGGAGGUUGACAGCUGAAUUGUUGCGUCGGUAUGAUGCCAAUGUAGUUGUGGUGGACUGGGGCUCAGGAUCAGAACCUCCCUACACCCAGGCAGUGGCCAAUAUCCGACUAGUAGGCACAAUCACAGCUUUGCUCAUUAAAGCCAUGUCUGACCAGGUUGGUGUCAAGCCAGAGUUCUGUCAUAUGAUUGGACACAGUCUGGGAGCUCACCUCUCUGGAUAUGUAGGAUACAAUCUCAAGACCAAUUUCGGAUUAACUCUAGGAAGGAUAACAGGACUGGACCCUGCAGAGCCUCAUUUCAGCAAGACGGAUCCAAUUGUACGUUUGGACCCUUCAGAUGCUAUAUUUGUAGAUAUCAUCCACUCAGACACAACACCUUUUAUUCAAGGAGGUCUUGGAAUGGAAGAGCCAAUUGGACAUUUGGACUUCUAUCCCAAUGGAGGAGCUGAUCAACCCGGUUGUAAUGAAGGUGUUAUGAAAUACAUAAACGAAGAGAAGGGCAGUUUUUUCAAAGGUCUCCGUACAUUCUUGGGCUGUGACCAUGUCCGGAGCCACGAGUACUUCAUUGAGUCCGUCAAUACACAGUGCAACUUUCUGGCGGUGGAAUGUGAAAGUUGGGAGAAGUUCCUGGCUGGAGACUGCUUUGAGUGCGAGUCAGAUAAGAAAAAUGGUACAGUCUGUGCUCAUUUUGGACUGACCUCUGUACAGUCAGUUCACACGUCCAUUCUUCAGAACUGGGAAAAGACUGAUAGAAGUUUAGUAAAAUUGUUCACUAUCACUGGUGCAGAUUGGCCCUAUUGCAGAUCAUUGUACCGUGUCACCAUAGAGAUCUCAAAUUCCACAUCCAGUCGGGAACACAAUGGAGAGAUUGGCGAGUUUGACAUCCAGAUACAAGGAACUGCAGGCAAAACAGAGUCAAUUCUCCUAUACAAGGAGCAGUAUUACAAACCAGGUAGCUCUCAUCGACAAGUUGUAGCAGGCCCGAAUGUUGGGUCAGUCACCAGUGCUAUCCUCCGAUGGACACACCACACAACAUUUAACAUCCUGAGCUGGAGGUUCAAACGAGCCGUUCUGCAUGUCAAGUUUGUGCGUGUUGACAGCCUUGAUCACAAACAAACGUUGUACUUGUGUCCCAAGGACGAAGUUAUAGUAUCUGGUAAACCUGUCCGAUUGCAAGAGUGCUCAUCUGUGAUCUCAAGCUAACCGACAGUCCAGUUUAUAGUUAUUACUCUACCACAAUGUAUUCAUACUAGGUUGUAAAUAUGUUCCUUAUUUAUUUAUUUUUUAGUACUUUUUUACCAAAGAAAUCAAAAUAUAUGAUUUUUGUAACAAA
Homalodisca vitripennis (glassy-winged sharpshooter) is the source of this 2015-nucleotide messenger RNA. Its product is annotated as pancreatic lipase-related protein 2. The record is from RefSeq and is a predicted model, not a curated record. Gene Ontology annotation, biological process: lipid metabolic process. Bases 278 to 1885 code for a protein of 535 amino acids. NCBI's taxonomy places the organism in Eukaryota, Metazoa, Arthropoda, Insecta, Hemiptera, Cicadellidae. The transcript is spliced from 12 exons. Gene Ontology annotation, molecular function: triacylglycerol lipase activity; protein binding.